AUGUUGAUGUUCCCUGGGAAGGGGGGGAACAUCAACAUCUGCCUGAUGGGAGACCCCGGCGUGGCCAAAUCCCAACUGCUCUGCUACAUCGACCGCCUGGCGCCCAGGAGCCAGUACACGACGGGCCGUGGCUCGUCGGGGGUGGGUCUGACGGCGGCGGUGCUGCGGGACCCCCGCAGCGGGGAGCUGGUUCUGGAGGGGGGGGCCCUGGUCCUGGCCGACCGCGGCGUCUGCUGCAUCGACGAGUUCGACAAGAUGCUCGAGGGCGACCGCGUGGCCGUGCACGAGGCCCUGGAGCAGCAGAGCGUGGCCGUGGCCAAGGCGGGCGUGCUGGCCACCCUCAACGCCCGCUGCGCCGUCCUGGCCGCCGCCAACCCCGCCCUGGGCAGGUACGACCCCGCCAGGAGCCUGGAGCACAACCUGCAGCUGCCCGCCGCCCUCCUGAGCCGCUUCGACCUGCUCUGGCUGCUCCAGGACCGGCCCCACAGGGACAGGGACCUCAGGACCGGCCCCACAGGGACAGGGACCUCAGGCCAGUACACGACGGGCCGUGGCUCGUCGGGGGUGGGUCUGACGGCGGCGGUGCUGCGGGACCCCCGGAGCGGGGAGCUGGUUCUGGAGGGGGGGGCCCUGGUCCUGGCCGACCGCGGCGUCUGCUGCAUCGACGAGUUCGACAAGAUACGUUACCUGGCCAUGUGCAAGCGCCGGGAGCCGCGAGUGCCCGAGGCCUUGGGCGACUUCAUCACGGCCGCCUACGUGGAGAUGAGGAGGGAGGCCUGGAGCAGCAGGGACGGCCUCUACACCUCUGCCAGGACCCUGCUGGCCAUCCUGCGCCUGGCCACCGCCCUGGGUUCAUUGGCAGGACAGGGAUUUGGGGUUUACACCUCUGCCAGGACCCUGCUGGCCAUCCUGCGCCUGGCCACCGCCCUGGUGAGUGCCCCAGUACGCACCAGUAUGGACCAGUAUGGACCAGUGACCCCCCAGUGUCACCCAGUGACUCCCCAGUGCCCUGGUCCCAGGGUUACCUGCUGGGAUUUGGGGGUUUACACCCCUGCCAGGACCCUGCUGGCCAUCCUGCGCCUGGCCACCGCCCUGGGUUACCUGGUGGCAUGGGAGGGGGUUUACACCCCUGCCAGGACCCUGCUGGCCAUCCAGGGCCUGGCCACCGCCCUGGUCCUGGUCCCUCCCCAGGGUUCAUUGGCAGGACAGGGAUUAGGGGUUUACACCCCUGCCAGGACCCUGCUGGCCAUCCUGCGCCUGGCCACCACCCUG
Molecule: messenger RNA, 1272 nt
Organism: Lepidothrix coronata (blue-crowned manakin)
Lineage: Eukaryota; Metazoa; Chordata; Aves; Passeriformes; Pipridae
Gene: MCM7
Product: minichromosome maintenance complex component 7
Exons: 9
Biological process (GO): DNA replication; DNA strand elongation involved in DNA replication; DNA replication initiation
Cellular component (GO): MCM complex; nucleus
Molecular function (GO): ATP binding; ATP hydrolysis activity; single-stranded DNA binding
Source: RefSeq, a predicted model, not a curated record